Messenger RNA from Spodoptera littoralis (African cotton leafworm), 2547 nucleotides. The record is from the annotation of a GenBank genome assembly. NCBI's taxonomy places the organism in Eukaryota, Metazoa, Arthropoda, Insecta, Lepidoptera, Noctuidae.
AUGAAAGUGCAGAGCUCGUUAAUGGGAGUUGGCGGUUGGUACGAAUGCUUGGCGGCCGGUUGGCUUGCGGACAUGAGGAGUAAGCAGGUCCCAACGUCUACCACCUCGGCCAGGCGGCUUGCGGCCUUAAUCCGUCCGCUGGCGGGCGGAGGGUCAGAAGGCAAGCCGUCUGAAGAAGAGGAAGAGCGAGGUGGCUCGCCCCUAGGCCCCGGUGGCCCCUUCUCGUGCAGCCAGUGCCGCGGAGCCUACCCGACGCGCGAGCAACUCGAACGCCAUGAGACCCUGCACGCGCCCAACACACAGGUGGAUACAAUCAAAUAUUCAUGCAAGAUCUGCCACAAAAGCUUCGCGAACGUGUACAGACUACAGCGGCACAUGAUCAGUCACGACGAAAGCGCACUGCUACGCAAGUUCAAAUGCAACGAUUGUGACAAAGCAUUCAAAUUUAAGCACCAUCUCAAAGAACACUUACGAAUACACAGUGGAGAGAAACCAUUCGAAUGUGCAAACUGCGGCAAGAAGUUUUCUCACUCUGGUUCCUACUCCAGCCACAUGACGUCUAAGAAGUGUCUCGUCAUGAAUCUCAAAAUGGGACGAAUCAAACCCAAUAACCCGGCUUUAAACCCAGAAAGAAGUCCAUCACGCAAAAGGACUAAUGCUAUGGUUGCCUCACAGUUAAAUAAUAAUAUGUCUCCAAAUGGAAAUUCCUUUCUUCCAAUGCCUGCAGCCUUCUUUGCUUCCAUGUCCUCUCAAGACAAUAAUUUUCAUCGCCCUCCAUUGGGGCAGCCAGGUAUUCCAUUCUAUUUGCCUCCUGGCAUACCCAUGAGUCCAGCUGGUGGUAUAGCUCCUUAUAGCUUACCAGCAUCCCUCAGCCAAAUCUUUGAGCAGCUUGCUUCAUCGCAAUAUCAAACAAGAAAGUUGGAGAAUCCUUUAAGCCCCAAACCAACAAGCCCGCCUACAGCAGACCCAGAAGAUCUGAUCGAAGAAAUAACUGAAGACGACGAUAAACGAUCAGAAGGAAGCGCUGAACUAGUGAUGGACAUUGAAGAUGAGGAAGCUGUAUCAAUAAAAAAGGAACAAGAGGAACGAAAUACCGAUGUAAGAUCCCCAUCGCGCAACUUUGAUGCCGUCCCUUUAAAUAAUAACGCUGACAAUUCAGGUUUUAAUUCAAUACUAGAAUCUGUAAGCGCUUCCGUUACAAAACAUUUCUUUAGAGCAAACAUGGAAAAGCUGUCUCCUAUUUCGGGCAACGUUUGUCCCAGUAUAGAGUCUCCACCAAUUUCUCAAGUCGUAGUGAAGGAGGAACCGGAAGAAGCACAAAGAUGUUUAAAAUGCAACUUGACUUUCUCAAGCAAAUGUGAGUUAGUAGAGCAUGAGAAAACUCCUUGUGGAAAUAUGUUUAGAAAACACGAAGGUUUGGCAGCUCAAGUAGCCGAAACGGUAGCUCUUAGAUUGGAAGCAGAAAUACAUGCUUCCAUUCAAAACGGAGUAAGUGCAAGCGAAGACGAAGACUUUAACAGAGAGGAUCGCGAUGAUAAAAUAUCAAUACAUGACAAUGACAGGAAAAUUAGAGUUCGCACAGCAUUGAGUGAAGAGCAACAGUCCGUUUUGAAGGAACAUUAUUCUUUAAACCCCCGACCGAAUCGCGAGGAAUUCAAAAGAAUAGCCCAACAGAUCGGCUUAGACAACAGAGUAGUGCAAGUUUGGUUCCAGAACAACAGAGCCAGAGAACGACGUAUGACUCAAACGAUAACCGCCUCUGAUCAACCACUAGACUUGUCUACAAAGAAGUCGAAUCCAUCAGUUACGUCAAGUCCGUCGCCAUCGCCACCAUGCAGCAUUUCUGUGACACAUUCCGACUCAGACGAGGCUGUAAAUCUUAGCCAAAAGUCCUCGCGAAGUACUACGCCUCAUCGUACCAACUAUUUAAAUACUUAUCCACAUUCCAAUUGUUCUUCAUCUUCAUUCACCGACUUUCGGUUGUCUCCUUCACCAGGAGAAACAAUGAAUGGACAAAAAAGAUUACUACCCCAAAAAUUGCACAUAAACCCUUUAGUACCCAUGGACAAACUCCUACAAUAUAACGACAUGGCCAAUGCAAGAUCUCCUAUUCUGAACAUGCAUCUGACCUCAGACGUCAAUAGACAAGGCUCGAGUCCAUCAUACGAACGUCCUCCGUGGGAUGAAAUGCAGACAUCGAAUGAGAUUGAUGAAGAAGCCACAGUACUUAAGAAGAGCAAACUUAAGCAAGGAGCAGAGUUCAAGGAAGGCGAAGGACAAUUCGUGUGUGAUCAGUGCGAUAAGACCUUUGUCAAGCAAAGUUCACUCGCCAGACACAAAUACGAACACUCAGGUCAACGACCGUACAAAUGUCUAGAAUGUCCCAAAGCAUUCAAACACAAACACCACCUGACUGAGCACAAACGUCUUCACACCGGGGAGAAGCCUUUCCAGUGUUGCAAGUGCUUCAAAAAGUUUUCACACUCCGGCUCUUACAGUCAGCACAUGAACCACCGAUUCGCAAUCUGCAAGCCCUACAGGGACUAA